CUUACCUACCUGACCACAGUUCUCAAAGAAGUCGCGCCAACACCUGAGUCCACAUUCCAUAUCCACUGUUUAAGCUUCUCUCUCUCUCUAGAAAAUGCAGCAGAGAACCAUGGGCUCGUCUCGAGGACCUGAUUGGGACGACAGCUUCAUCGAUGUCGAGGCACAACCAGAAGCGAAGCAAAGUCAGUCUUCUUGGAGGAGAAGAAUGGAAAACAUAAACCUGCACGGACUUCCCAUUUCAGAUCGCGACCCUCACAACAUCGGCAAGAGGGAGACCGCCAAAUCCCGGUUCGCAGAGAACUGGCUCCAUGUGAUUCCUCUGUUUGUGUUGCUCUGCUUCUUCAUUCUCUGGUGGUUCAGUUACCCUGUGCAUUUGGUGAUCAAAGAUGAGAGUGUCGCGGCAAUACAUCGGAUCGAGAUUUCCCGGGAACUCAAUGAGACUCGCAUGGAUCUUGCACUGCUUGCAUCAGCCAGUUCUCCUGGAGCUGGAGCAUGGAGCUUUCAGAAAUUUAUCAGGACUGAUGUGACAGAAACUCCAAACACCAACCAAAGUGGAUUUGGUGAUCAACAACAGAAGAGCCAUGCCUUGACGCAUCGAGUCGAGAUUUCACGGGGAUUCAAUGACACUCUCGUAGAUCCUGCACUACCGGCAUUGGCUGCUUUGCCUAGAGCAUCGAAUUUUCGGAAUUUUACCAGGACUACCGAGACUGAAGCUCCAAAGGCCAACCGAAGGUACUUACUAUAG
Rhodamnia argentea is the source of this 745-nucleotide messenger RNA. RefSeq lists its product as uncharacterized. NCBI's taxonomy places the organism in Eukaryota, Viridiplantae, Streptophyta, Magnoliopsida, Myrtales, Myrtaceae. The record is from RefSeq and is a predicted model, not a curated record. The coding region runs from base 95 to 745 and encodes 216 amino acids. The transcript has 3 exons.